AUGUAUCGGUCUCCACGCUGUUUGAACCAUCACGACGUGAUCGUACGUUGGGAAAGAGAGCCGAUGUCAGCCAAUCACUGCCUGUCUCACCGAGCCACAAUUGCUGAUCUCGAUGCGGUGUUGGGACUUACAGAAAUGCUCGCUGCCACCUUGGGCUUCAAAGCCUUGUCUGGCCCUUGCCAGUCCCUCGUGAUGCCAACUUUAAGGUCAGCAGACGAAGACGGCACAGAGUCAAGGCGAUCUUUUCGAGACAGACCCAAUCGACCCGAGUUGGCUUUGAGCGCACCACCUUUGAUGGGCGAAGCGCCGAGCUUCAUGUCGCGCAUGUUGGCGGAAACAUCCUUGAGAGGCGAGUCCAUGGCGUGGUAUGUGUUCGAUGCCGCUCGUAUAAGUGCGUGGGAGCCGGAAGCGCUCGUCCGUGUUCCAAAUGGCGAAUAUGCUGUUAGGACGCCUUUUUUGGUCCGGAUCGUGUGCGAAGGCCUUUCGGGCUUUCGGUCGAAUAGACUGCUUGACGGAUAG
Messenger RNA from Pseudozyma hubeiensis SY62, 519 nucleotides. Its product is annotated as telomere silencing protein. The coding region runs from base 1 to 519 and encodes 172 amino acids. The transcript has a single exon. Lineage: Eukaryota; Fungi; Basidiomycota; Ustilaginomycetes; Ustilaginales; Ustilaginaceae. The record is from RefSeq and is a predicted model, not a curated record.